AUCGUAUAUGAGUAUGAUUUCUGAAAUCUCCCUUGUAAAUUAUGAAGUGAGAAAAUUCGAUGAAAUUCCAAUGAAAAUUACUUCAUCGUCCAAUCUCCGAUAUGCCUUGGGCACCCCGGAGCCUUCCGUCCCUCACUGUCAAGCGAUUUUUCGCUUCUAGGGAUGAGAAGGGGGGAGUGGGGGAUUUGUAAAUACCCGUCAGCUGACCAGGAUAUCUCUAACAAGAAAGGUGAUAUUAGAGCACGUCGUCUCGUCCGAAACCUCGAUAAAGUAGUGAAUCCCUCGUGGAGGACGCGGUUUCGAUUUGGACUCUGCGUGUCCCGACGCAGUCGGACGAGGAGUGAAUACGUGGUGGGGAGGGGAUCAGUGGAUGCCCGUCAGCUGACGAGGAUGCCUCGGAGAUGCCUCGCGAUUAGCAGCGAGCGACGACGACGACGACGCCGAGGAGGAGGCGGGGGCGGAGGAGAAGCGUAGGCGUCCGGAGGGUUGGCGUUCGGGUCGGCCCUGCGGCCUGCGGGGGUGUGUGCGGCGAUCGAGGAGGACUCGAGGAUGUUCUGCGCGGAGGGCUCGUCGUCGAAGGGCAGCUUCCUGCAGCAGAAGAAGGCCGCGCGCGAGGAUCGGGCGCACGAGAAGCGCAGAGAGGCCGCGGCCACCCUGAUCCAGGCCCACGUCCGAGCCUGGCUAGCCCGCGUCCGGUUCACAAAACGGAUACUAGAAGAAUUUGAUAACAAUUUCCUUGAUGAUGCUGGCGCUGACAAUGCGUUGGUAGAACUGAAACCCGCUCUGGAGGUGUAUAGAAUUAUUUCUAGAUUUUUGUUAAUUUAUAAGAAAGAAAGGGAUCAAGACAGAAUAGAGAGAGUGUGUAGAUACCUUGUACUGACUCUCGAUUCUGAGUCUCCAAAGAUAUCUUACGUUGGAGUGGCGUUCAACAAGGAUCACUACAUAUCAUGGAUAUCGCAAAUGAAGACAGUUUUGUACCACUGCCUCUCUGGCUUGGACAGCCUGAAGCCGGAGAGGGUAUCGGACCACAAAUCUAUUCUUCUGCGACUACACACCCUGGUGAGUUUUACAUCGCCAGGAACGUGGGCUAUUCAAAAGGUGAAGGGCAUGGACCAGCUGAAAGCUGGUAUGAGCCAGCUGUGCGCGAACAUAAUGGGUCACCUAGUUAACAAUGGAUUCUACGCUAUUAUGCAGACUCUCCUAAUGAAGGGACUGGGUAGAGCGAAAAUCGCUCUGAAACCGGUUACACUUUCAGCAGCGGUUACUCUGACACUGAGACCAUUGAUCUCUUCCCAAAUGUCUGACAAGCUAGUGUCCCUGUUCCUAAUUAACAUCUUUAGCGUGCCAGCUCUGGUCUAUCACCUGAAUGUCUUGUCACCAGAGUGCAUUUCAUCGUUCAUAACGAAUAACCUCUUUGCGAGAAGUUUGGAGUUGCUAAAUUCUGAACAAAAUUUGAGGAUCGUCUUUAACGCGCUGGAGGGCAGUUAUGCGCUUUGUUUGCUCGCUAAUUUGAUACAACUAGCAAACAUUGAAAGGGAGGAAGUAUUGAGAGACCUCUGCUUUCCUUCUUUUACAUUUGUCGUUACAAGAAUGCUGGAAGCAUGUCAACAAUACGUAGUCGCCAAACGGAGUAAUUUGACGCAUUGGCAUCCAGUAUUAGGCUGGUUUGCACAGACAAUCGAUACCUCAUUGCAGGAUGCAACUCCUUCGGUAAAGGUGCAGCUCGCAUGUCUUUGGACAGGCAGGAUUGUUACGCAUUUAAUCGAGCAGCCACUAACUGAAUUUGUUGAGAAAGAGGUAUCAUCUCCGGUAGAACAGCAAAGUACCUCUUCCAUGGGCGCCAAUAUUUUCCGACGAGCAUUUCUCGAGGCUCGCACUAAUAGAAACAACAGCACCAAGAACUAUAGGAAACUGGGCAGUCCAGAGGCUACCAAGAUAGCUCUGAUUUGUUCUCUGUAUCAAACGGCAUUGCACACCCUUACGCAGAUGAAAAUAGAAAUACUGACAGGAUUGUGCUAUCAAGGCAAAAUUCUGUAUCAUAUGUGGCUGUUUCUGACCACCCUGGGACCGCACUGUGGUUUGAAAGCGUUUCUAGAUCUCUUGGCAGCCAAUACUAAGUGCACUGCACCCGAGUUCCAGAUGUUAAUAUUGUUUGCGGACUGUAUGACGCACUAUGUUACCAUCUUAGACGACAUGGAGAUGUACGAGCAUCAAGAUCCCUUCAAGCUCACGGACUUCAUCACUAUGUCGUACUUUUUAAAUCAAUUCUUGUACAAAGCGGUUCUCACUAAUUUAUUCGAUGUGAAAUCGGUAUCUAGCAAUCCUCUGUUUAUUUCACUUUACAUUCUUUUAAUGGCAAUCUAUCGACGUGAUUGCCGCAGGACGUUCUGCCCGGAAGGUCACUGGUUAGCCAAGGAAGUACGAGUAUCUGGCUUCUUGGCUGAUUUGGAAAAGGGACGACGUGGCGCAGCGCUUUUACUUUCAAAAAUGCCUCAUGUCAUUCCUCAUUCCGAGCGAGUUGUAUUAUUUCGUAAACAUAUAGCCGAUGAAAAAGCUGUGAUGGGUUUGACUGAGAGUGCUUGUAACAGUCCUCCGACUACUCUCAUCGUCGUACACAGAACACGGAUAGUCGAGGACGGAUACAGACAAUUGGCCAUGUUGCCGUCACAGGCAUUGAAAGGUGUAAUCAGGGUACGUUUCGUGAACGAGCAAGGUCUAGCCGAAGCCGGCAUUGAUCAGGAUGGAGUUUUCAAGGAGUUCUUGGAAGAGACAAUAAAGCGAGUAUUCGACCCAUCUCUGAACUUGUUCAAAGCUACCAGCGAAAACAGGCUCUACCCAUCUCCCACGUCUUUCAUGCAGGACAAUCACUUGCAACUGUUCGAGUUUGUCGGGCGGAUGCUCGGCAAAGCAGUUUACGAGGGUAUCGUCGUGGACGUGCCUUUCGCGUCAUUCUUCGUUUCACAAUUUUCUGGGCAAACAGGUGGCGCGUUGUACAGCUGGCUGGACGAGCUCGCCUCGCUGGAUCGCGAUCUCUACCGUAGUCUGACUUUAGUGAAGCACUACAAAGGCGAUAUUCGUCAGUUGGAGUUGACAUUCUCUCUCGACGAGGAUGUGCUCGGAAAGUUGGUCACGCACGAGCUGAUCACUGGCGGGCGCACGACCGCCGUGACCAAUCAAAACAAGAUUCAAUAUAUUCAUCACAUGGCGCAUUAUAGAAUGUAUCAUCAGAUCAAGGAGCAAACGACCGCCUUUAUUAAGGGAUUCCGCUCGAUCAUUAAUCCCGAGUGGCUGUCGUUGUUCUCGACACCCGAGUUACAGAGAUUAAUUUCGGGUGAUAACGUACCUUUAGACCUGCGAGAUUUACGAAGACAUACUCAAUACUACGGCGGGUUUCAUGAUAGUCAUCGAGUGGUAUGCUGGCUGUGGGACAUUUUGGAGAAGGAUUUUACGGAAGAGGAAAGAGGCUUGUUCCUAAAGUUUGUAACGAGUUGCUCGAAGUCACCUUUGCUGGGUUUUGCACACCUGGAGCCACCUUUCUCUAUACGAUGCGUAGAAGUGUGUGACGAUGAAGACACCGGCGACACUAUUGGCAGUGUAAUCAGGGGUUUCUUUACGAUUCGCAAGAAGGAUCCGCAGAACCGACUGCCCACUUCAUCAACAUGUUUCAACUUGCUUAAGCUGCCGAAUUAUCAAAAAAAGAGCACGCUGCGAGAGAAGCUGCGCUAUGCCGUCACUAGCAAUACCGGUUUCGAACUCUCUUAAGUGUUACCGGUCACGCAUUUUUCCUUCUCAGGAAAGAAAUAAUGAGCGAAGGAUUGUGCGAAUUUGUCGAAACAUCAUGCGCGAAUUUUCGACAAUCGCAACAAAAUGAGAUUCGAUCGGCAAUCGGAUACGCCGUAAGAUUUCAUAGGGAUGAAAAAAUGACUGACACGAUCGAUACCUCGAAUUCGACACUCUAAAGCGAUGUCAAGUGAUGCCUAAACCGCCCUUAUCCCUAUCCAGAUAUAUUGUAUAAUCUACAGCACGAUUAAAUUAUCUGUUGAUUUUUAGGUGACGCAAACAUCUUAGAUGUGUCGUGAUUUUCUUUGAGAAAACAGCGACCUCAGUAUUGUUCGGGAAUCGAUGGUAUCGUGAAGCAACAUGUGAAUGUACAACAUAAGGGUACACAAUAACGAGUUCUGCGAAUAGUUAACUGUUAGAUACAUACGUAUACACAUAUAUAUAUAUAUAUAUAUAUAUAUAUAUAUAUAUAUAUAUUAUAAUUAAAUAAAUUUCAUCGUAUAACGAGAGCUAAGUAUUUUAGGGUGGAGCCUGUUUACAACGUUCGUUUCUGCGGUCUUCGAUAUAUUCAUACAGGCACACACUAUCGAUUUGAAAUACAUCAUACCUCAUGAGCUUAAUACCGCUGAGAUAAUUGUGCGCUUGUUAGUGAAUAGAGUCGUUGAUCAAACAUUACAUUAAGAUCAGGGGAUGGCGGACAUUUAAAUUUAUUUUCAUAGAUAAUGUUGAAAAUAACAUUCAUUACCACUCGGGCCCGCUGAUUGAUGGGUAUCCACUUUGGAAAUUGAAUUAAUAAGCAGGGAAAGACCGCAUCCAUAAUCGUGAUCCUGAAAGUUUGUAAUAUCUUACACAAUUAUAAAUUACUAAAUUAUUACUUGAUUUAUUCUCUGAAUUAUUACUCAGUAUAAUUAGAGUAAUUAACUUAAGGUUAUAAUGUAGAACGAUACUUUGAGUUUAUAUUUUUACAAAAAAUUUUUUUACUUAUAUAUUUCACUUUUUUAAUUGUGAUAAAACUUGGAAAAGUAUAGAGGUUCCUAAAAUGAGGAAAUUAGUGUAUAAUGAUAUGUUUUGUUGCAUUUCAAACUGUCGUGGACACAAUCUUUUGUAAAAAAUUUUAAAAGGCUGUGAUCCAUACUGUUUAUUGAUUCAAUUGAGCUUGCAUUCGCACUUUGGAAAAGGUUCGCCACUCCCGCUAUUUAACAGGAACAUCCUUGGAAUUGGGGGAUGCCUUGUCGACGAACUAGCGCGCGUGCGAAGUAAGUCUCUGUGAGCAAUCAAAAAACGACUUGCGUGUUUCUAAAAAAAUUUUCUCCAAUAAGAGAAAGAUCAAUGGGGGAGACCGCGAUCUAUUUUGAAAGCUAUUUUCUCAAGAUUUUUGUACGGAUUAUUGGCGCGACGUGCCAUCUAAUCGAUUUAAUACGAUCUAAAAGGUACAAUUCCCAUGGGCGCUCGCGGACGAGAAGUCCCUGGGAUUCGUUCCGAUCGAAGGAGAUUAUGACAAGAGUCUCGUCGUAUUCCACGCGGUUGGAAAGUUCUUCGAAUGUCCGUAAUAAGAAACUGAUUGAAUAACAAGAGAUUAGAGAAGGGAAAAAGGAGAAAAAACAAAGAGAAAUGUAUUUUUUUAAUUUUAAAAUAAUACAUAUUUUCCUUGUAUUUGUCUCUAGUGAAAUUUUAAUCGUCGUGACAAGUAAAUGAGAGAUAGUUUGAUAAAGAAACUGCACGUGGACAAAAUGAAAUUUAUAAUACUAUAAUUUAUAUUAUAUUAAUGUACAUCAUCGAUUUAAUUUUAUCUUUUUAUCACACUUUUAUAUCGCAAUUGUUAGGUGGAGAUUUUUAACGAUUAGUCCAAUUGCUUAAACAGUCUGAUCAUGUUUAACUCGAGUUUCCAUAGAGUGGUGCCAGAUUUUUUUCGCUCAUUAUACGGCGUGAAGUCGACGAAGAUUUUAUCCUUCGAACAAAACUCGUCGUGAUCGCAACGUGUGCGAGAUACAAACGUGUGUUUAUAAAUACGAAAAAAAAGAGAGGGCCACAGAAAAAAAAGGUGCUGCGAUAUUCCGCGCGAGAAGCGAAGUCUGUAAUGAUGUAAUAUUAUUAUUGCUCUUGCCUUUCGGGUACGCAUUCUUCUGGCAGACGACAAUGCGCAAGCGGCAUUGACGUUGGAAGGAAUUCGAUAAUAGACCAAAGAUAAGGGCGAAUGAUUCGUGAGAUGUAAUCUCUGCAUAUUUUCCUACGUGAUUAGGCCGAUUCGUUGCGAGCGUGCUGUAAACCUGCGUUCACGCAAUCGAUGAGAUCGCAAUUACAAAAAAAAAAAAAGAGGACGCGCCGCAUUGUUGAACGUUUGUACGAUUUUUAUUUUUCGAGGUGAACAACACGAAGAUGCUCUCAUCGCAUCGGAGCGCGUAGAAUAUAACUGAUCUUCAAAUCAUGCAUGUUCAAUGUAGCUGUAAACUCAGUCUUACUUGGUGUUUGUGCAAUAUCUAUUAGUUUCCGAGUAUACAGUCAAAUUGACUCUUCCUUUAUUUACGCGAUAUGUAGGGUUAUUGCAUUAGUCGCUGAACAAUCACCAGUAAAUGACUAUUUCAGAAAAGUAUUAAAAUAAUAAGACUUUAAAAUAAUAAAUUGCGAAUUGAUUCUACUUUUUAUAAUCUAAUUUUUAUAAAGAUUUUGUUAAGAGAUCAUUUUUUUAAUUGUAAUCAAAAUUUCAUGUAUGUAUUCAUUGAUUAGUUCAAUUUUUUAUUUGUUCACUGACUGGUGCAGUGAACCUAUAUUUACAUCGACGCUAAGUUAUAUUUGUACAUUGUUGUAUAUUCGACUUAAUUAGGGACGUUGCGUGAGCGCGGGAUUGUGUGCAUUUAUUAAAAUGAAGCAGCGAAUACUUCGGCACGUAUACUCGUCGUAAGAGCGAUAAAGUUUACAGGACGACUAUCAGUAUAAGUAUAGGCUUAAGAUUGGCAUAAUCGAACGGGAAACUUGCGAUUGUAAGACGAUUCGACGCUCGCCGCGAUAACGAAUUUCAUUGCAUUUACGAGGUUUAACAAUUAACGAGACCGCGCGAGAUAACUCUUCGUCGAAAGAGAGAAACAGAAGAAAAAAAAAAAGGAUGCAGGGAAUGUAGCAACGCAACUGUGAAGCGAGUUUCUCUUACAAUUGCAAAGCGAACGAAGGCGACGCAUUGUGUAAAUCGCUCGUCUCGAUUAUGCAACGGCCGCCCCGCGCUCGCCGUUUGUUAAUCGACGGUUUAAAUUAUUAAGAUUCUGUGUAACGAGGAGAGGAGAUUCUGUGUAAGAACGGGAGAGAUCCGCUAAUUUCAUAUACGGUGAGGAUUGGCAACAAUCGUGUAAAUAUAUACACACGUCGUAAAAGGUGUUGCAUUAAUGUCUCUCGUGUGCAUUUCGCUUUCCUUCAUUACGCAACCGAUCCCUUCCUGCGAAAAAGGCAGAGAAAAAGAGAGAAGAGGAGGAUGAAACUCGCAAACUCCAUUGCCAAAAGGAAGAAUGAAAGUUCAGAUAGGAGUUUCGCGGAAGUAGGUGACCGAUUUUGAGAUCGGCCAGCUUAUCGCUUGUUCCAACGACGGAUUAUCUCACUUAAUUAUUUCGAGAUUUAUCAUUGUACUUCGCGCGAAGAAAUAUGUUCGAGUCGAAAGAAAGAGAACUGCGAACGCGUUGCAUGUUAGCAAUACAAUUUUGACGAGUUCACACACACUACAUACUGUACAAAAAAAAAAGAUUGCCCUGUUUCAACGUACACACUGUAAUAAGAAAGCGGGAAAAAAAAAUUUAUACGCAUGUAUAAUUUUAUUAACGUUACAAAACUCGAUGUAGGAAAAAGUCAGGGGAGAGAAGUUCGAUUUCCUUUAAUAAAAUCACUAAAACGAUG
Molecule: messenger RNA, 7656 nt
Organism: Solenopsis invicta (red fire ant)
Lineage: Eukaryota; Metazoa; Arthropoda; Insecta; Hymenoptera; Formicidae
Product: ubiquitin-protein ligase E3B
Exons: 16
Coding region: 550-3762 (1070 amino acids)
Biological process (GO): protein polyubiquitination; ubiquitin-dependent protein catabolic process
Molecular function (GO): protein binding; ubiquitin protein ligase activity
Source: RefSeq, a predicted model, not a curated record